ACUGAGCCACUCGGCUGGCCCUGAAUAAUUAAUAUUCUUAAAGUAGAUUUCGUCUUAACAAUCACAAAUCCUUUAUUAUCUAUUAGCAUCAUACUCUUAAGCAUUCUCAUUUGAGGCUGUCUUUAAGUAACAAAUGGUACCUGAGAUGUGCAGUUGUUCCUUCACAUUUCCAUUUCUUAUCUGCAACAUGUACAAUGAUUUAAAUAAGCAGCACAAGGCUCACAGCCUCUGAGUAAUUGCUAUCUUGCAUCCCCCUCCAUGCUAUUUUUCCAACCCCAAAUUCCUAGUUAAACACUAUCAGCGUUCUGGGGACCACUCUUUCAUACAUUGUUCUAUACACAUAUAUACAUAAUUUAACAAAAACGGGAUCAUAUUUAUGUAUUUGUGUUUUUAUUGUGGUCAAGUUCAGCUGCAUCAAAAGCAUUUUUAGGUACUUAAUUCAGGCAGCUGUAAAGUAAAAAAAAAGGCCAUUUUUGUCAGAUACUAUAGCAUCUUUAUACCCAUGUUUCAAUAUUGUAAAUGUUCAUUAUGUUUUUAAAUGUUUUUGUCCAUGUUAGUGAACCUUUGAUGGACUCUGCUUUAAAUAGUCCUUAUCACAGUGAUGUGCACAUUCUGUCUUAAUAUUAACAAUUAUGAAUGUUUAUCUCAUUAAUAAUGUACAUUUCCCAGUGCCAAGUGAGAUGACCACAUUACUGUAAAGGAUUCCUGGAAGUCUGAGUCACAAGCAUCAGUGACAAGAACUGCAGGUUUGGGUGGUGGUGGCUGGGGGACUUCCUGGCUCAAACAGGAAUUAGACAAAAAAGUAGUCUUGAAGCUGACAGCUUAGGACUUACAUGGUGGCACAAUGAUGCCAUAAGGGAUCCAGCCUCUUUGAACUGUUCUGCUCGGCUAUCCUUGGAAUGUACGUCUUUGUUCUCCUGUUUGUUGCUUCAUGAUUGAACUGUGGCUGCUGCACCUUUGGCAUCUUAUUCCUCCAGGAAGAAAGACAGGUGUAGGGCAGGGAUGAGCUUUGAUCUGCAGGAAACAUCCAUCUAAGAGCUUUCCCAGAAGCCCCAGUAGCAACUUCAACUGUCAUCUUAUUGGCUAGAACUGAGUCAAAUGGCUGCCCCUAGACAUGGGUCUAAAAAAAUGUUUUUAGCUAGAAUUAAGGUUCCAUUAGGAUGACCAAAUACCAGAGAGCAAAAGACGAGAUUUCUGCUAUAGAAAACCUGAGCGAGCUGUCCUUAUUCCAUGACAAGAAAUAAAGGGGGCUUCACUCUUAUUUCAGAAGCGCAUUGAGAGGGGAUGGCUAAGACAUGAUAGGUGUCCCACCAUAAAGCACGAGGUGAAGGAAGAGAGGGCGGAAGGGGGCCUGCUGCAUGAGCUGUUGAGACGAAGAAUCGCCCCGUCACUAGCCCUUCUGAAGCUGAGAGGGGAAGAGACCAGCUCCCCCAAAUCCCCUAUAUAACCUGCUUGCAUUCUUCUUUAAGUGGAAGCCUGGAGCUGUAAAAAUGCACAUCUAACAAACUACCUUGGGGUACUGACUCCUAAGCCCGCGCAGAAAAUCGAGUAAGUCAGCUUUGGGCAGUGGACUGACUUCACCUUGCGUUACCACGUCUAAGCCAAAACCCAGAAAAAUAACACUGCCAUCCCUAUGCCUUUCCCACUGUACUGAACACACAGUAGGUGCUCAGGAAACACGCGUCAACUUUUGUGAAGACGAAGAGUAAAGAAAUGGAAAGGAACGUUUAUUGGAGAGAUUGCCACACGGCAGAACUACACCACAGGGCUUCCACACAGAGCUCGUUUUACUCAUCAGCGCUCAGGUAGGCAUGACCCGCUCCAUGCACAGGCGUCAACUGAAGUUCAGAAAGGUUCGCCGGCAUCCCACGUAGAGGUAGAUUUCAGGUUUAUCUUGAAAGCAUUUGCUCCUUAUGCAAAAUACCCCACGGGCUCUCUCUCCUCCGCCAAAGCUUCUGAUACGGUGCUUUGCCGACCGGCGACAACAAGGAAUUCUGAGCAGAAGUCUGAUUCAGUAUCGGGAAGGAUGGUAACUUUCGCACAGGCAACUCUUAGGAUGGAGGAACACUUGCCACAUCUUCAGGGUGUGGUCACAACAGGAUACGCUACGUCCAGCUACGCUACCGGCGAGGCCUGAGUGCGGCUGGGGGUUGGGGCCGAGCGGAAGGUCAGAGCAGGCCGGCUCCCACGCACCCGACAGGCCUCGGGGUUACCAAGAACUCGGCCCCGAGCGUCCUGGGGGAACCCCGGCGCCGCGGGCGGCAGCGGACCGGCGGUGCUACGCGUCCGGUCGGGCCGCGCGUGACGCACUUCCGCCUCGUCUUCCGCUUUCAGGGGCCCCGGACCUCACAACAACAAAACCGGCGCGCUGGCGGCCGGCGCCGCGGCUCCAGUCCCCGCCCUCCUGCCACCUGCGGCCGUGGGGGCCGCACCGGGCCCUGCGCCGCGCCGCCCUGCCCUGCCCGCGGGGUCGGGCUGACAGCGGGGCGCGCCCUUCGGCCAACUUUUCCCGCGGACACCGCGCCUCCUCGCGAGACCCGGGGCGGGCCGUGGCCGCGGCUGCACAGCAGGAAGGGAGCGGCCGCGGCGGAGGACGCCCGGCCGGACUGUGCGGCCGGCGGCCCUACCCGGGAGCAGAAGGCGGGGGGCCCCGCGGCCUCGUCUCAGUCCCGAGUCCGGUGGAGCCCCGCGGAGCGGACCUGGCGGGGAACGCUGCACGGCCGGCCGGGACCCCACACGCCGCCGCCGCCCCUGUCCAUCAUCCUUGGUACCGGCGAUGGCCUUUGUAUCGUCCGAUGCGCUUGUGACUGGCUUGGAUACGGAGUAUUAAGAGCUCACUCGUUUCCGUCCGCAUCCCCGUAGCGCCGGGAGUAACCAUCUCACCUCCUUGGGGCUCAACUGCUGCUCCUCUUAACUCUCUUCGACUUUGGGGGCACCAUGGACCAAAGUGGGAUGGAGAUUCCUGUGACACUCAUCAUUAAAGCUCCGAAUCAGAAAUACAGUGACCAGACUAUUAGCUGCUUCUUGAACUGGACCGUGGGAAAACUAAAAACGCACCUGUCUAACGUGUACCCUAGCAAACCACAAGAUGAGUAUCAUAUGGUUCAUCUAGUCUGUACUUCUCGGACUCCUCCCAGCUCCCCAGAUUCCAGCACCGGUAGAGGAAGCCAUGAAGCCUUGGCAUCCAGCAGCAAUCCUAGUUCAGAUCAGUCAGGAUCAACAACUCCAUCAUCCAGUCAAGAACCCUUGCCGUUAGCUGCCAGUUCUUCCUCAGAAGGCUUGAGGCAACGCACCCUUCCACAAGCACAAACUGACCCAGCACAGAGUCAUCAGUUCCCGUAUGUAAUGCAAGGAAAUGUGGACAACCAGCUUCCUGGACAAGCUGCUCCGGCCGGGUUCCCAGUGUACCCCGCGUUCAGCCCCCUGCAGAUGCUGUGGUGGCAGCAGCUGUAUGCUCAUCAGUAUUAUAUGCAAUAUCAGGCUGUGGUUUCAGCUCAGGCCACACCAAAUGCCAGCCCAGCCCAGCCCGCUCCCCCACAGCCUCUAAAUUUGGCACAUGCUCCUGGAGAAGAACCCCCACCAGCUCCAAACCUAGUGGCCCAAGAAAAUCGACCCAUGAAUGAGAAUGUUCAGAUGAACGCACAGGGAGGCCCAGUGCUAAACGAAGAAGACUUCAACCGAGACUGGCUGGACUGGAUGUACACGUUCUCACGCGCUGCGAUCCUCCUCAGCAUUGUCUACUUCUACUCUUCCUUUAGUCGGUUUAUCAUGGUCAUGGGAGCCAUGCUACUGGUUUAUUUACACCAAGCUGGAUGGUUUCCUUUUAGGCAGGAAGGAGGUCAGCCGCAGGCCCCCAACAAUAACGCCGAGGUGAAUGAUGGGCAACAUGCAAAUAACCUAGAACUUGAAGAAAUGGAGCGUCUUAUGGAUGAUGGGCUUGAAGAUGAGAGUGGAGAAGAUGCAGGUGAAGAUGCCAGUGCUAUUCAAAGGCCUGGAUUAAUGGCGUCAGCUUGGUCUUUUAUCACCACCUUCUUUACUUCACUGAUACCAGAGGGGCCUCCCCAGGUUGCCAAUUAGACCUGAAAAAACUGUGCCAGCUGCAAGAAGAGUCUGGCCUUAGGAAAGUGUUUGAAAUAACAGUGCAAUUUCAAAAAAAAUUUUUACUUUCUUUCAUUAUCAUGUACAGAGGUAUUUUUUUCUUUAAGCUUCUCAUGCAUAUGAAUAUUUUAAGCACAAAUGGACUACUAAAUGUGUUUUUUUUUGAGAUCCUAACAGAAUAUAGCGUAACAAUAUUGAUCUUGCAGGUUCUAUCAAUUUCAAUUAUGUAUAUUAUAUCAGACCUAUUUGUGCAUCUUAUUUCUUUAAAGAGCUGCUUCACAUAUAAGUGUCUAUAACUAACAGUCCAGCCCUUCAUGUGUAAUUUGAAUAAAUAUAUCUAUUUUCUGUGAAUUAUCCUGAAAGUUUUAAACAAAAUAACCUCAAAGUUUUUAAUAAAGAUUAUUUACCUUAAAGUAGCAUCUUGCCCAACCAUAAAGCAAUAAACUUCUCAAUAAUCUUGGUUUUGACAUUUGAAUAAAUAAUGGAAACUUUCUAUUUUAAGGGCAUGUAUCCCAUCAAUUGGAAUUAGUAUCUUAAAAAAAAAAAGGCAGCUCUUCAAUGGAAUUAAUAGUGAUAUAAAAUGUUUGAUAUAGGCAGUACUUUUAUAAAAUAAGAUAUGCUGGAAAUCAAUCCCUGUAAUUUUUUAAAAUAAAAGGUCAAUUAUGGUAAA
Hipposideros armiger (great roundleaf bat) is the source of this 4768-nucleotide messenger RNA. It is a transcript of the gene HERPUD2, whose product is annotated as HERPUD family member 2. The transcript is spliced from 8 exons. NCBI's taxonomy places the organism in Eukaryota, Metazoa, Chordata, Mammalia, Chiroptera, Hipposideridae. Gene Ontology annotation, biological process: endoplasmic reticulum unfolded protein response. Bases 2938 to 4077 code for a protein of 379 amino acids. Gene Ontology annotation, molecular function: protein binding. The record is from RefSeq and is a predicted model, not a curated record.